This is a messenger RNA of Mercenaria mercenaria, 1765 nucleotides long. RefSeq lists its product as uncharacterized. The record is from RefSeq and is a predicted model, not a curated record. The transcript is spliced from 6 exons. The coding region runs from base 318 to 770 and encodes 150 amino acids. NCBI's taxonomy places the organism in Eukaryota, Metazoa, Mollusca, Bivalvia, Venerida, Veneridae.
UGCGCAAACAGAUGCACUUGUGCAUGCUGAUGCACUUAUAACACGGGAAGUAGUUACGGCACGCUCUAUGUAUAGUUAAAAACUUGAAACUGUGGUUCACAGCUGUCGGGCUUACUAUAUACACUUUUCGUAUAAAAAGUUUGUUUCGUGAUGAUGAGAAUAGUAUACUUCUUGGCAUAAUCAUUAAUUAGUGUGGUAACAGACUUUAGUGUGAGGAUUUGUAAGUCAAGCAGGCGACUGUUGUCCAAGAAGCUCUGAAAAGUGUUUAUUGCCUUCUGUUGCGUUUUUACAUUACUGGGACUGAGAGAUAUCAUAUCAUGGCGAAUAAAUGCUUGGAAAGCAAAGAAUGUUGUGUUGCUUUCAUCUUGGGAAUCGUCGUACUUGUUGUUAUGGACAUCGCAAAAUUUUGCGUUGGUGCCGGCUAUUAUAGAGAUGAACAUACAAAUAAGAGCAAAGUCUGUGCACAAAUGGAGCAUAUUCCACUGUACCUCAUCCUUAGCGCAAGAGCACCGUGGUAUUUCUACAAAGUUAUUUCUGCUAAAGGAAUUGUGUGCGCCUUCUUGUUUAUUGCAUUUGUCCUGUUUUACUUCGUCUGGCUUAUCAUCGGUAGCGUUUGGAUCUAUCCUAACUGCAAGGCAAUUCUUGUUAAUGAAACAGAUCCUUCCUGUAACAAAUCUUUAAUGGUAUUUGCGGCUUCCGCAGUAACUGUGGACUGGAUAAGUGCUAUUUGGGUGACCUGUCUUCUUUGUGCCUUGUUGUGUAACAAAUAGAGUAUAUUACACGAGUGUCUUUUCAUAUUGAAUUUAUCAAACGAGUUGAAGAAAAUGAUAAAAUGCGAGGUUCUGCCGAUUAUUUUAUCAAUUUUAUUCAACAAGUUUAACAAAUUCAAUGUGAAAGUCACAAAUGUAACAUUCUUUUUAUCACAUGUUAGCUUUUCCUGCCGAAACAUAAAUAAAUUUUAUUUUCUUUAACUAUUUUAAACAGGUCAAUUUGACCAACGUCCCCUGUACUAACAAUUUUACCGACUUCAAAGCUUUAUUAGGCCUACACGUGUGUAUUAUCAAAUUUAUAUAAUGGCUUAAUUUUCAACCCGCGACGUCAAACAUGUGAUAAAGAAUUUUAAUACCAGCAUGUAAAUAGCUGUGCCGAUAUUCAAAAUUCGCUUAUACUCAUUUCUUUUUGCGCGCGUGUGCGUGCGUUUGUGUGCGUUUGUGUACGUGCGUCCGUGUUUGUGCGCGUGCGGAGGUGGAGUAUUUUCAUAUUGUUACUAGAAAGCACUAGCCCGAAUUUCGAAUAUUUUCACUUGUUAAUGUAUCAACGUAGUGCUCUGCUCGACACGUUGCUGUACAAGACAAGAUCACGAGUUGAGGGGUUACGAGUUAAACUCCUGGAUGCGGCGUAUGCUCUCCUUCAUGUAUCACAAAACGUUUUUCGUAGACAUAUGGAGAAGUUGAUAACUUUCUCGGGGGAAUGCUUGUAAGCUUAACUGAUCACCGUUGAAUUACUGUUGAAAACGAGGUAACUGCUUUUGUAUAUGAGACAUAACAGAGGACGUGGUCAACAAAUGCUGCCUUCAACUUAGUUAGGCAGCUUUUUUUCGUUUGUUUCUAUUUCCUCAAAAAAUGGAAGAGUAUGAAUUUUGAAUUCAGAAGAAAUUAAAUUGAUUCAAUUUAUUUAUGUAUAUAUUGGUAAAAUAUGCAUACAAUGUUUCUAGAUUAUCUGUACUGACGUGAAUAUUAUAUAAAUUUGAUAGGUAUGUUCUUCA